GCCGGAAAGUCUGUGUCUCCUCCAUUUCAGCGUCAAAGGGUUUAACCAAAGCCCUAAAACUUUCCUUGAAAUGACGACCCUUUCUUCAAUCUCUCGGUUCCUCUCUUCCUCAAUUCGCCUCAAAAAUCACAAGCUCUCAAUUUCUCACUUCUCUACUGUCUCGUCGGCAGAGACGGUCUACAAUCACCUCCAGAGAAAUGGUGGCAACAUUGAGAAAACCCUAGCCUCAAUGAGGCUCAAUUUGGACGCCAAAUGUGUAAGUCAGGUUUUACAUAGAUGCUAUCCCACCCAAUCCCAAAUGGGUCUUAGAUUUUUCAUAUGGGCUGGGGUUCACUCCAGUUAUAGGCAUAGCUAUUUUAUGUUCAGCAAAGCUUGUGAAUUGUAUAGGAUUAGGCAAAACCCAAGUGUGAUUUUUGAUGUUUUGGAGGCUUAUAGUGUUGAAGGUUGCUCUGUUAAUAUGAAAAUGUUUAAAGUUGUUUUCAAUAUGUGUAAAGAAGCUAAGCUUGCUGAUGAGGCUUUGGGGGUUCUGAGGAAAAUGCCGGAGUUCGGGUUGCGAGGGGAUAAUGUAGUGUAUAAUGUUGUUAUAAGGCUGUUUUGUGAUAAGGGUGAUUUGGAUAUGGCUGAGAGUUUGGUGAAGGAGAUGAGCAUGGUGGAGCUUUAUCCGGAUUUGAUCACAUACAUGGUGAUGAUUAAAGGGUUGUGUAAUGUGGGUCGGUUGGAUGAUGCGUGUGGGUUGUUUAAGUUUAUGAAGGAAAAUGGUUGUUUGCCUAAUGUUGUGGUGUUCUCGGCCCUUCUUGAUGGAUUCUGUAGGUUUGGGGAUAUGGAGAGAGCCUUGAAGUUGUUAGAGGAGAUGGAGAAGGAAGGUGGGGAUUGUAGUCCUAAUGUAGUAACAUAUACGUCUGUGAUUCAAUAUCUUUGUGACAAGGGUCGGACAGUGGAGGCAUUGCUUGUUUUGGAUCGAAUGGAAGCUCGUGGUUGUUUACCAACUCGCGUCACGGUUAGUUCUUUGAUCACGGGUUUUGUUAAGGAGGAUCAAGUUGAGCUGGCUUAUAAGUUGGUUGAUAGAGUUGUUGAAAGUGGAAGUGUUACAAAAACUGAUUGCUAUAGUUCUCUUGUUGUGUCUUUGGAAAGAGUCAGAAAACCCGAGGAGGCAGAGAAAGUCUUUAGGACGAUGCUUGAUAGUGGGGUCAAACCAAACAGUUUGGUGUGUACCAUUAUGUUAAAAAAAAGUUGUUUGGAGGGACGUAUGGUGGAUGCAUAUUGCUUGUUUGAUGAACUUGAGAAGAUGGAAUGCUUAUCUUCUAUUGAUUCUGAUACUUAUUCUAUUCUUUUAGUGGGGCUUUGUCAGCAAAGACACUUAGUGCAGGCUGCAAAGCUUGCAAGGGUAAUGCUGAGUAAAGGAAUUAAACUAAAAGCUCCAUAUGUUGAUAUUAUAGCUGAGGUCCUGAUGAAAUCUGGAGAUGAGGAGUUACUUGAACAAUUGACAAGAAAUGGAAGGUGACAUUGAAGAAAAGAUAAUAUUCAACUGUCUCCUUGGCUCGUUUGUUAAGAAACUGGCUCUCGUUUGUUGACCUGGGUGCUUCAGCUAUAGAAGAAAACAAUUCUUGAGUUGAGUUGGUAGUAUUUGCAACAAACGAGUACUUGUUCCAAUCUGGCAGAGAAAAACAAUUAUUGAAAGUGGAAGUGAAUAAAGGCAGAUCCUGGUCAUGAAGAGGUUAUCCUUUCAAGUAUCAAAGCACUUCAAGGGAGGGCAAAAAUAUCUAGCCAGGUACCUGCCACCCACCCUCAACUUCCCCCUUCCUGCCUCCCUUAUAGGGAACAAGAGAGCAAGGAUGAAGGACAGCUGAGCUCUAUGGACAAACCUUUACACUGUGGACUGGAUUGGUUUGGAAACCUUAAAAGAACCUGAGAGGGUCUGGAUUUGUGGUCCAGGAAGUCAUUUAGGAAUCUCUGAACGUCAUAUUAGAAACUAUGUGGGGCCUUGAUAAAAGAUUUGCAUCAAGAAAUGGCAAUCAGAGUGGUAGUUUACUGAGUAAGUGAAGUUCAUCAUAAAGUUGGUGAGUUACAAUGGGGAGCAAGCUGUACCUCAGUUUGAAGCACCAACAGCAGUACUUGAAGGUUCAUCCUAUCCAGGUGCUUCUCAUCAACCGAAAGCUUCUCUAGUUAGCUACUGGGGCUGUUUGCCUUACUGUUGAAUAAGAUUAUUGCAUGAACUUUAUUUUUGGUCAUUGGAUGAUCAAAGUAACUGUAUAUGAAAUCUAUUAUUUGCCCUCAUCAUCAUAUUAUGAAACUCCAUAUCGAAGUCCUGUGUCUAUCUUAUCUGUUAGAAAGAAAGAAAUAAAUAAAUGAAAAUCUCUCAAAGGGAAGCAUCCAAAAUUUUGGUA
Molecule: messenger RNA, 2384 nt
Organism: Rosa chinensis
Lineage: Eukaryota; Viridiplantae; Streptophyta; Magnoliopsida; Rosales; Rosaceae
Product: pentatricopeptide repeat-containing protein At5g47360
Exons: 4
Coding region: 71-1501 (476 amino acids)
Molecular function (GO): protein binding
Source: RefSeq, a predicted model, not a curated record